This is a messenger RNA of Musa acuminata AAA Group (dessert banana), 1667 nucleotides long. Its product is annotated as NDR1/HIN1-like protein 10. The record is from RefSeq and is a predicted model, not a curated record. The transcript has 3 exons. Gene Ontology annotation, cellular component: plasma membrane. NCBI's taxonomy places the organism in Eukaryota, Viridiplantae, Streptophyta, Magnoliopsida, Zingiberales, Musaceae. Bases 226 to 1011 code for a protein of 261 amino acids.
AGAGCAAAAUUGGCAAGUCCUCCUUCGACUAACGCGAAACGCCGCCGCGUUCUUUACUCUCCCCUUACGCGACGUGCCUUGGCCUACCGGCUUCAGCGAUUCUUCUUCUCGCCGCCUCAACCAACCCGUCAGAUCAGAUAGCGCAACUGCCCAACGCCGUCCUUCCCCAUCUCUCCGCUUUCCCUUUGCUCCACUCUCCUUCUUCGCCUUCCGGCCCUCGCGACCAUGAUUUCCACCGCUAGUGGACCCAAAACCGUCGUCACCGGCUACCCUGCUGCCACCGCCGGCUCAUCCUACCCCUACCCGGCUCCGCCGCCAGCCUCCUACUACCCUAAUGGCCAUCCGCCCCCACCCCCGCCCCAGCCGCUGUACUACCCCGCGGCUUACCCCGCCGCCGCCCCUCCUCCCCGCUACAACACCGCUUUCCUCCGCCGCCUCCUCUCCAUCGCUGUUGCCCUCUUCCUCCUCUUCGGCCUCAUCACGCUCAUCGUCUGGCUCGUCCUCCGCCCCCGCUUACCGGAGUUCACCGUCUCCUCUGCUACCGUCUCUGGUUUCAACCUUUCCACCUCGCAGCAGCUGCUGUCCGCCGACUUCGAUCUCGAUCUUACCGUCCGUAAUCCCAACAGCAAGAUGGGGAUCUACUACGACCACGUCGCCGCUGCCGUCCUCUAUGGUUCCGACCCCCUGUCCGAGACCUCGCUCGCGCCUUUCUAUCAGGCGAAAGGGGCGACCACCGCUCUCCGCGCUCGGCUUGUGGCAGUCGGGAUGUACGUCGAUUCCAACGUGGUGAAGGGGAUCAACUCGGACCGUGGCCGAGGCGAUGGGGCUGUGCGCUUCCAGGCUAGGGUUUCGGCGUGGGUGAGGUUUAAGCCCGGGGCAUGGAAGACGAGAUGGCACACGAUGAGGGUCUACUGCGAUGAUGUCCCGAUUGGUUUGAGAAAUGGGACAACUGCAGCGACCACGGGUUACCUGGUCGGCUCGACACCAAAGAAAUGCGUGGUUAAUCUCUGAAAAUUUAGAGAAUGUUCACAUCAAUUUUUUUGUCGCCUUUGCUGUGCAACAGAAGCUGAAGGACGGUGCAACAGAAGCUGGGUGUGAGAUGGUUGGUGCAGUAACAUACGAGGAUACCGCAGUUGUGUCAGUCUUCCUAUUCGAAAGCAAGGUCAAGGUAUCCACGAGAUUAGUUGACGUGAGUGGUGUGAAGUCUCUUGGAGUUGGAAGCAUGCGGCUCACCUAACAUGUGGUGGUGUCUCAUGAUGACCGAUUUGCCUUGCCUGCCCACAGAUUUCUUUAGCAAACUACCAAAGGAUUCACUAACGUGUUAGGGACGGGACCCGAUGCGGAUGGGAUCGUGUUUGUCAUAGCGUCAAUGCUAUUUUCCCGGGGCUCUGUUCCUGCUUCCUCUUUUUCUUUCAGAUAUGGCCUACGGUAUUCAAAUCAUAUAGACAUAUGGUCAAUUGUGUUUUCCCUAGAGAUUACGUCUGCGUUACGUUCAGUCACCCACGUUCAAUAUCUUGAUGCCAUGUCAUGAUGAGAGGUAACAUUGGUUUUCGUAUGGAGUCCGAUUGUUCCUAAUCCCUGAUCUGGGUGGCUUGGCAUGUUUCAUGGAUGCCUGUUAUAAUUUGUAUAAGAGUGCAAUCGAAGUUUGUUCGAUCAAUUGAAGCCAA